AUGCUUCUGUUUGUGCUGUUGAGUGUAAAGAGCAGCUACAGCCUAAAUUACCUCUUCACAUGCCACUUUCUCUGCACUCAUCCAUCAGUUGACACUGUGUUGGAGAAUGGGCACAUAACCUCACCUGAACCCCUCACCGGCUCCUCUGUGACGGUGAAAGAGAUGGGGCAGACACCGCGGGGGCUCGUCCAGGAAAAACACCAGUCUGAGUGUUUCCGUCCAGACGCGACGUGA
This is a messenger RNA of Knipowitschia caucasica, 234 nucleotides long. The record is from the annotation of a GenBank genome assembly. NCBI's taxonomy places the organism in Eukaryota, Metazoa, Chordata, Actinopteri, Gobiiformes, Gobiidae.